Molecule: messenger RNA, 1020 nt
Organism: Naegleria fowleri
Lineage: Eukaryota; Heterolobosea; Eutetramitea; Acrasida; Naegleriidae
Exons: 1
Coding region: 1-1020 (339 amino acids)
Biological process (GO): protein ubiquitination; ubiquitin-dependent protein catabolic process
Cellular component (GO): nucleus
Molecular function (GO): ubiquitin protein ligase activity; zinc ion binding
Source: RefSeq, a predicted model, not a curated record
AUGACUGAAAACAAUCACAACAGAGAACAUGCUCUUCCCUCAUCAUCAGUCAACUCCCAACAACAGCACGAAUCGGAGCCAUUCUCAACCACUCAAUCAACGACGAAUAAUACCAUACAUCAUGAUGAAGAGGAUGAUGAUUGGGAAGAUGUUCAUGACGAUGAAGAGGAUGAUGAUACAUUGUUGGAACUCGAUGAAGAUCAUCAUCCACUUUGCAACUCGGAUAAUAAUCAUACUUCCGAAGUGGAGGUUGAAGCCAAACAAUAUUCGAGCGAUUUAGGGUGUUCUCACUAUCCACACAAUUGCCAAAUCGAAUCUCCGUGCUGUAAAGAAUUCUUUUGGUGUCGUGUUUGCCAUGACAAUGAAGCUUUUCAGAAAUGUAAAUGUAAAGUUGAAAAUAUGGACCGAUAUUCUGUUAAAAGAGUCAAGUGUAUGAGAUGUGGAACUAUACAAUCGAGCGAUAAUGUAGAAUGUGAAAAUUCGGAAUGCAAGACACGUUUUGGUGAAUUUUAUACUUGUACGAUUUGUCAUAUCUACUCCAAUGACCCGAAACGACCAAUCUAUCAUUGCGAUGGAUGUAAGAUUUGUCGUCUGGGUAAGAGGGAGCAAUUUUUGCAUUGUUAUACAUGUGGAGCGUGCAUGGCUCCAAACCACAAAUGCAUUCCACAGUGUAUGCAAUCGCAUUGUCCAAUUUGUAUGGAAGAUUUAUUCUCAUCGAGAGAAAGCGUUCAUUUACUCAAAUGUGGACAUCCCAUGCAUUGGAAAUGUUUCAGAAAUGCACUCAAGAGUAGAAUUUAUAAUUGCCCACUGUGUCAAAAGUACAUGGUCGAGAUUUCAGAAGAGUCUACUCGUAUCAUUGAUGAAGAAAUUGCAAACACUCCACUCCCAAAAGAAUUGCAAGAUAAAAAGGUGAAAAUUUUAUGCAAUGAGUGUUUGCAACGGAAUGACGAAGCUCCUUUCCAUAUUUUUGGUAUCAAGUGUCCGAAUUGUGGUAGUUACAAUACCAAGCAGAUUGUGUAG